Molecule: messenger RNA, 1815 nt
Organism: Canariomyces notabilis
Lineage: Eukaryota; Fungi; Ascomycota; Sordariomycetes; Sordariales; Chaetomiaceae
Product: LIP-domain-containing protein
Exons: 2
Coding region: 116-1687 (523 amino acids)
Biological process (GO): lipid catabolic process
Molecular function (GO): triacylglycerol lipase activity
Source: RefSeq, a predicted model, not a curated record
CUCCUCAGAACUCUCUACACCUAAAUUCAUGAUACGCCCCUUUUCUAGUUCGGUUCUGUUGUAGCGUUGUGGACGUGGCAUGCUCUCCACGGCGAGAUCUUCGUUCCUUCCAGAAAUGGGGACCUUAAAGCAAUUGCUCCUCCUUUGGAGCAACCCAAUUGUCAUUGCCUAUAGCUUUCUUGCAGUCAACAGCGCCUUCAGCAAGACCAUCACCGACAACCUUAACCUACUAUCACCCCCAACUCACAAUGUCAACCACUCACCAGCGUUAGCACACGCAGACACCCCAACCUUCCCAAGCUUCCUGCCUCCCCCGUCCCUCGACGCAUGGUACUCCCCGCCUGCGGGCUGGGAAUCAACCGCACCCGGCACAGUACUCCGCAUCCGGCCGCACGCCUACCCAACCAUCAACAUCAGGCACUGCCGCGACACCUUCCAGCUGCUCUACCGCUCCUCCGACACGCACGGCAACCCAAGCUGGGCGGUGACCACCGUCUUUGUGCCCUCCUCCCAUCCUGCAAAACCUAACAACAACAACACCACCACCACCACCACCACCACCACCAGCAGCAGCAGCAGUAACAGCAACAGCACAAACCCAGGACAUGAAGUCAUACGAGUAGUCUCGUACCAAGUCCCAAGCGACUCCGUCUCGCCCGACGCGGCACCGUCCUACCUCCUACAGGCGCUCGAACCGUACGGCGAAAUGCGCGACCUGCUCGCGCGGGGGUGGUUUGUCGCGGUGCCGGAUUACGAAGGACCCCAGGCAAGCUACUGCGCGGGCAAACAGGCCGGGUACGCGACGCUGGACGGGAUCCGGGCGGUGCGCGACGCCGCGGCAAGCUUCCCACUCCUCCGCGACGAGUUUAACCUCCACUCCAAUAGCACCAUGCGCGCCGCUAUCUGGGGGUACUCAGGCGGCGGGUUCGCGGGUGGGUUCGCCAUGGAGCUGGUUUCGGCGUACGCGCCCGACUUGAUUCCAGUUCCCCACGGGCAGGACGGGAACGGGAAUGAGGGUGGGGUGCUUGUUGGCGCCGCAGUGGGCGGGCCGAGUCCGAACCUCACGACCGUUUUUCAAGCCAUGAACGGGCGUGACACGGCCGGGCUGGCGCUGGCGUCCCUUGUGGGCGUCACCAUGCAGUGGCCUGAAGUGAGGAGCUUCAUGCUCUCGCGGUUGAAGCAGGCCGGACCGUACAAUGCCACGGGAUUCCUGGCCGUGGAGAAGAUGUCAGGAGUGCAGGCGCUGAUGGCGUACUCCAAGCAUGAUGUGUACGGGUACUUUGAGGGCGGGGAGAGGGAUGUUUGGGACCCGGUGAUGCAAAAGGUGGUUGAUGCUGAUGCUGUAAUGGGCGUGCACGGCGCACCGCCAAGGGAGGUGCCCGUGUUUGUGUAUAAGGCUGUGGCUGAUGAGAUGAGCGCCGUGGAGGAGACGGAUGAGCUGGUACGCGCUUACUGCGCAGGCGGCGGCAGAGUGCUCUAUCACCGGAAUGAGCUGGGCGGACACAACGACGAACUGUGGAGUGGGAGGUUAAGGACGAUGGAUUUCCUGGCUCACAUCCUGGAUGACAAGAGGAGCGACAACUUCACCCUGCCGGGGGUGGGUUGCCGAACAGAGAACGUGAGGGUGCCGCUUGAUGUUUUGGGCCUGCUGCCGGACUGGUGGUUCACAGGGACGCCUCGGAAGUAACCAGGUCAUGUAGAAGUGAAUGGUAUCAUUGCGAACCCAGGAAUCAAAACUCCAAGUGUCUUAAUCAAUGCUCAAGGCGCUGCCCGCUACAAUCCAUCGAUUACCAUAUAUCUUAAUUCCGUUCUUCA